Messenger RNA from Fomitiporia mediterranea MF3/22, 668 nucleotides. RefSeq lists its product as uncharacterized. The coding region runs from base 497 to 664 and encodes 55 amino acids. The transcript has 2 exons. The record is from RefSeq and is a predicted model, not a curated record. NCBI's taxonomy places the organism in Eukaryota, Fungi, Basidiomycota, Agaricomycetes, Hymenochaetales, Hymenochaetaceae.
GCUGUAUCAGUAUCUCGAAGUCAUAGCUUGAGCAGGACGACGACAAUACGCUAGGUUAAGAGCUGCAUCUGUGUGGUACCCAUUGAGGCCGUCUUCAGCGAUGCGAAGACAACCGUACAAGCCACCACCUACCCACGCUCUCCGCUGCAACGAGCUUAAGAACAUCGAUACGUGAUUUUUCUUCCCUGUGAAAUGUACGUCACCGUCCUAUGAUACAAUGAGGUCGAUGAGUAAAACUUCAGGGGAGCAUUUGAUUAACGGAAUGCGCUAUUUUCUGUACCGUACAGAUUGAUUCACAUCCAAUACCAGCGAUGUUCUUCUCAGCCUGCAUCUCCGGUUACAAUUCUUCACGAACUACCCGACCAGCUGCACGCUCGGGAAAUCAAGAAAGCGCCAUGCUUGAGUAUCAUGAGAAACUAGUGAGUCCCUGUAAUUUUAUCUCCUAGAAGAUAGACGCCGCCGAGUAGGUUGUAUGUGCCAUGUUCGUUGUGAGACCAUGACAAGAACUGUGUGUGUGAAGGAUCCAGCCCUCGCCACGCACGCCCUCGACACUCGAAUUCAUUCAGCGUACGGUGUAUGCCAAGUGUCGGACCUGUGUCAAUCAACCAGUAAUUCUGCGCUGCAUUGCGUGAGGAAGCCUCACGGACGUGGCUCAGAGCCUUAGACAC